AUGAAAAAAUGGAUAAAUUCAUCAGAUUUAACAAUUAUAUAUAUGAUGACCAAUCCUUCAAAAAAUUUCAACUUGAUUAAAGAAGGUUCUGAUUGCUCUAUCUCUAAGAGAAAAUACAAUUCUUUAGUCACAAAUAAGCUUCCGUUGCCGAGAAUUAACAAGUCAAAAUCUGAUAUAGGUGCUUAUUCUUCAAAAAAGUGUUUUCAAGAGACUUCUGUUAAUCCCACUUCUAAUCUUCCUUUAAAAAAACUUGUUUCCACUAGAGUGGUCUUUGUUGGAGAGAUGAAAAUAUUUUCUGACAAAAAGGAUAAAAUAUGCGGAAAUGAUAUAAAAAUGUCACAUAGCGAAGUUUCGCAGAACAAUUUAUCACUAUAUAAAAAUUUGCUUGAAUCCAAGGUAUCUUUAAUAUAGUUCUCAGAAAUGAUGAAGUCUCACAAACUUUUGCUUUUGGAAUUUUUGAACAACGAAGAGAACGAGCAGAAAUUCGAACUAAGGAGCAAAUUUAAUUACUUACUACCCCAAAUAAAUAAUUAUCAGCGCUUAGGAUAUUCUGUCUAAAUAGUUUUAGUUAGAUACCUUUCGUAAAGAGCAACUUAAUCAAAAUUUUAAAAUUGAAUUAUUUUAUUCUAAAUUAAUAGUCGCCUUUAAUAAAAUAUUAAAUAUAAUUAGAUUUAUAAAUCCAAAAUAAAAAAAUAAAGGAUAUAAUUUUUUGAUUUUAAAUUACGAUUUUAUUUCAGAUUAUUCUCACUUCUGAAUAAACAUAAUAAUUUUUGUUUAUUCAUAUCUUCUAUUAAAAACUUUAAAAUUUGAAUAUUAAAUCAAAAACGACUCAUUGAUAAAUUAAUAAAACAGAGCAAUAACGAAGGAAAAACAAAUUAUUAGUUGAGAUGGAGUCAGUAAAGGAAAAUAAUUCACUUUCUAUAGAAAAUGAAAAGUUAAAAAGACUGGUUUUUCGAAUCAAUAGUUAUGACCCUUAUAAUUAA
This is a messenger RNA of Blepharisma stoltei, 983 nucleotides long. The record is from the annotation of a GenBank genome assembly. Lineage: Eukaryota; Ciliophora; Heterotrichea; Heterotrichida; Blepharismidae.